Molecule: messenger RNA, 1775 nt
Organism: Nannospalax galili (Upper Galilee mountains blind mole rat)
Lineage: Eukaryota; Metazoa; Chordata; Mammalia; Rodentia; Spalacidae
Gene: Pianp
Product: PILR alpha associated neural protein
Exons: 7
Coding region: 594-1433 (279 amino acids)
Biological process (GO): regulation of immune response
Cellular component (GO): membrane
Source: RefSeq, a predicted model, not a curated record
CCGCCGCCGCCCCGGGCCCUGGGCGCCCGCCCCUCUCCGGCUCCAGCGCCUUGCUGCCAGCCAAACCUCUCGACCAUGCCCGGCGCCCCACCCGCUUCUGCAACCCCCCAAUCCCGUGCAGCUCCGAGCGCCCGCAGUCGUCGCGCCUCCGCCCCAGGGAUGCAGGUCCUUCGCCCGGCUCCAGCUGCCUAGAGCUCCUCUCCUCCGUGCCCUCCAUUCCUCCGUCGUCCCGACUCCAUCCUGCCCUGCUGGUGCAGCAGCCUACGUCUCCGCGGUUGCCUCCAUCCCGCCUUCAGCUCAUCCUGCAGCUGCGGGCAUCCUCCUGCCUCAGGUCCCCUUCCCGCUCUGGGAGCUCCCUCCCUUCGAGUCCCGCCGCCGACCCUUUCCUCGUCCUGCCCAUUCGCGCAGCUUUCCAGUCCUGUCCAGCGAGCGUGGGCCUAUGGGAUAGGCAGGAUUGGGGGCUCCGCUGGGGUUGGGGCCUGGUUCCACCACCCCGAGGCUCCCGCCCCACCCCCAGCUCGUCUCCUGCGCACAACAGUAAAGGCUGAAAAUCUGGGUCACAGCUGAGGAAGACCUCAGAUACAGAGUGCAGGAUGUGGCCUGCUCUACUGCUGUCCCAACUCCUCCCUCUCUGGCCAUUGCUGUUGCUCCCCAUCCCACCAUCUGCUCAGGGCUCCUCCUCCCCUCGGUCCCCACCAGCCCCAGCCCGUCCCCCAUGUGUCAGGGGUGGUCCCUCAGCCCCACGCCACGUGUGUGUGUGGGAGCGGGCACCUCCACCUAGCCGAUCCCCACGGGUCCCAAGAUCACGUCGGCAAGUUCUGCCAGGCACUGCACCCCCUGCCACCCCAUCAGGUUUUGAGGAAGGGCCACCCUCAUCUCAGUAUCCCUGGGCUAUUGUGUGGGGUCCCACAGUGUCUCGGGAGGAUGGAGGGGACCCCAACUCUGUCAAUCCUGGAUUUCUGCCCCUGGACUAUGGUUUUGCAGCCCCGCAUGGGCUGGCUACUCCGCAUCCCAACUCAGACUCCAUGCAUGAUGAUGGAGAUGGGCUCAUCCUUGGAGAAACACCUGCUACCCUGAGGCCCUUCCUGUUUGGGGGGCGUGGAGAAGGUGUGGACCCUCAGCUUUACGUUACAAUCACCAUUUCCAUCAUCAUUGUACUCGUGGCUACUGGCAUCAUCUUUAAGUUCUGCUGGGACCGCAGCCAGAAGCGGCGCAGGCCCUCAGGGCAGCAAGGCACCCUAAGGCAGGAGGAGAGCCAGCAGCCACUGACAGACCUGUCCCCUGCUGGAGUCACUGUGCUGGGGGCCUUCGGGGACUCGCCUACCCCCACCCCUGACCAUGAGGAGCCCCGAGGGGGACCCCGGCCUGGGAUGUCCCAGCCUAAGGGGGCUCCAGCCUUCCAGUUGAACCGGAUUCCCCUGGUGAAUCUGUGAUGCCCCCCAUGUUGGGGUGCUGUCAAGCAGGAGGCCAAGGGGCCAGCAUAGCCACCAUCCACUGAGGAUGGGGCAACUGUGGGGAACUGGGGCUAUGGGGGGGGCUCCCAGCUCCAGCCCUUGCACACCACCCUGAACACUCACUAGCCCCAUGGGCAAGACCACCUGCUUGCCCUCCUGUGGUUGGGGGCUUCCUACACUUGUGACUCCGGGUUCCCCCAUCCCCAUCUUUGCACACUCACAUGAAAGCCUUGCACAUUCACCUCCCGUCACAGGCCGUAGCACACUCAGUGCCCUUUGUGCUGCUCUUCUGCACCCUGUCCCCAUCCAUGUCUGUCUGCU